Molecule: messenger RNA, 1250 nt
Organism: Drosophila eugracilis
Lineage: Eukaryota; Metazoa; Arthropoda; Insecta; Diptera; Drosophilidae
Product: coiled-coil domain-containing protein 40-like
Exons: 4
Coding region: 65-1027 (320 amino acids)
Biological process (GO): axoneme assembly
Cellular component (GO): cytoplasm
Source: RefSeq, a predicted model, not a curated record
UAUCUCUACACAAACAGGAAUACAUUCAUUUUAUUAAGAUCUAAAUAUUUGUUGUAUUACAAAAAUGGAUAAUGAUAAUGAAGAUAUCGAUUCGUGUGAUUUUGCCAAUAUUUUUGAGCGAAACCCUGGCUCAGCACCCGAGGCAGAGGAAUUGGCCCUUCUUCCCCCGGAUCAUCCGCUCCUGCGCAAGUUCCAAGAGUCUUUGAAGGGCCACUUAUUACAUAAUAAACUUGAUAUAGAAAAUGAAAUUGCAGAUAUAAAAUAUCAAGUAAAGCUGAAAGAGCAACGACGAGAAGAGCAAGGAUUGGCUUUAUAUGGUAUGCAACAAAAAAUGGGAUUUCAAGAAGAACAAAUUAAGGAAUUAUCUUUGGCAAUCGAAAACCAUUUAUUAAAUCUUAAGGUAGAAAGGGUAAAUGCAAAAGCUUUAAAAAACGAAUAUGAAGAAAAAGUGAUGCUUACAAAUUCACAAAAAGUACUAUAUCAUGAAAAAAUGGUGGAACUCGGAGACUUGCAAAGCUUAGGAAGUAAUAUCAAGAAAUGGGCUUAUAACAUUGAGGAUGAAGUUAAAAAUGCUAAAAGAAUUGCUAGUAGAGACGCACAACUGCAAAACCAACUGUCACAGGAAAAACGAAAGUCAGAUAUACUUUUUUACAGACUGAAUUUCGAAGUUAAAAAGAGAGAUGACGAGUUACGUUCGAUUUGUGAAGAAGAAACAGCAAUGAACGAGGUCGUCAAUAUGUUAAGUAUGAGCAUAGCCAAUGCGAACACUGACCUAGAGGUUUUGCAAAAUGAACAUAAGCGUCUCACACAAGCUUGGAGCGAGGUUAUUAUAGCUAUUCAGCUGAGGGACAACAUUUUGUUUCAAGUUCAGGAUACGAUAAGAAAAAACAGGGAAUUAAUUAAAAUUAAUUUGGAUGGAAUAGAAACUAUCAAAAAGCAAAUUGGAAAAGAAAUGGAACUUAAUAGAAAACUGGAGUCAUUUAAACAACGGCUGGCCGAUGAUACUAAUUUACUAAGACGAAACUAAAUAAAAUGCGUGAAAACAUUUUUAAAGAAUAAUCAUUACAUGAGUGUAAGCAUCUUUGAGUAUAAUGAAGAGACCAACAAAUAAUUGGGCCACUUUUUGAAUCGGAGAUUGAGAAACCAUGUCAUAUAAACAUGAUGUUUCUGGAAGAUGGAGAAUGUGGACAUUACAUGUUCAUUAAAAAUAUUUUAAGAUUAUUAACAAUACAAAAGGGGUCUCAAAAGAG